This is a messenger RNA of Malus domestica (apple), 1268 nucleotides long. Lineage: Eukaryota; Viridiplantae; Streptophyta; Magnoliopsida; Rosales; Rosaceae. The record is from RefSeq and is a predicted model, not a curated record.
UGUUAUGGAAAUUUGCUAUCCAAUCAAUACAGAAACUAGAAAACUCAUCACAAUUGAUUAUUUUUAGUACCAUCUCUUGUAACCAUCACAAACGGAAAUGGAAAGCCAAUCUUUGGAAAUCACACUACGUCCUUAUAGGCUCUCAGAUGCUGAGGACUUCUUGAAGUAUACCGAGGAUGAAAAGGUCCGUCUGCAUCAAUGACUGUUCGAUCGGAAUGGUCUUCGUCAAGCCACAAGGUGGUGAUGACAGUGUCGAGCGGAGAUCGGGUAUGCGUUAGCAGCCGAGUACUGGGGACAAGGCAUAGUAAUCAGAGCUGUGAAGAUGGCCAUCACUGAAGGGUUUAAAGAGUUCACUGAUUUGGUUAGAAUGCAAGCUUUGAUUUUGAUAGAGAACAAGGCCUCCCAGAGAGUCUUGGAGAAACUUGGUUUCCACAUGGAAGGUCUCUUGAGGGAGUAUACCAUUCACAAAGGGACACAUAUCGUUAGGUUUUAUCUAAUAAUUGACUAGUUGCAGAUGGUGAUGCUAGUGACCAAUUUGUCUACUAGUAGCACCACUAGGCAAGUUCAUUGAAUCCAAAUCUAUUAUUUGAAUAGAUUUUGGAUCACACAUAAUCGUAUGGCUGACUACUUUAUACCCCCUAUUUAUAUAUCCCAAUUGAGCUUGGAACCAUCUCAAACUUCCUCAAAGUUAUGGAGUCCUCAAGAAUUUCACUGCGUCCCUUCAAAGUCUCCGAUGCCGAUGACUUCUUGAAAUGGGCGAGUGAUGACAAAGUGACGCGCUAUUUGAGAUGGAACACCAUAACCUCUAGGGAAGAAGCCUUGGCAUACAUUGAGAAGGUUGCUAUACCACACCCAUGGCGCCAGUCCAUAUGUCUGGAUGACCAUUCGAUUGGAUAUGUUUCGGUCAAACCCGAACCGGGCGAUGACACGUGUAGAGCCCAUGUUAGCUAUGCCGUGUCUGCAGAAUACUGGGGACAAGGGAUUGCCAAACAGGCACUGAGGAUGGCCAUGUCUAGAGUGUACAAAGAGUUCCCAUGUUUGGUGAGGGUUGAGGCUUUGGUGGAGGUUGAGAAUAAGGGUUCCCAAAUGGUUUUAGAGAAAGUUGGGUUUGUGAAAGAAGGUUUGUUAAGGAAGUAUGGUUAUUGUAAAGGUGAGAUUAGAGACAUGUUUAUCUACAGCUUCUUAUCAACUGAUAAGAUUAUGUGAUUCAUCUGUUCAAAUUUUCUUAGAACAUCUCUUAAUGGUUUGGUUUCUUACUUUGAGGAACA